Molecule: messenger RNA, 462 nt
Organism: Vicia faba (fava bean)
Lineage: Eukaryota; Viridiplantae; Streptophyta; Magnoliopsida; Fabales; Fabaceae
Source: the annotation of a GenBank genome assembly
AUGCUAUCAUGCAUUAUGGCCGCAAUUCAGUCAGCAGUAAUCGGUACAUUCAUAAAUUCUAGUAAAGAAUCUUGGAGGUUAGAGUGGAAUCUACAACUUAUUACUAUACUAUACUCGGGAGCAUUGGCUACUGCUGCUACUUUUUGCUUACUAUCAUGGACAAUUACAAUUAAGGGACCUACUUAUCCUCCAAUGUUCAAUCCACUUGCUCUAGUUUUUGUUGCAAUAUCAGAGGCUAUUGUACUGGGCGAACCACUAAGAAUUGGAACGUUAUUGGGCAUGAUUUUCAUCAUUCUAGGAUUAUAUUACUUUUUAUGGGGCAAAAAGAAUGAGAUGCCACGUCUAUCUCAAACAAAUGUAGCAGCUUCAGAAUUAUCAAUAACUAUGGCUGGUGAUCCUACUGUGCCUAAAUCAACAACAAUUGUAGCACUGAAUUCUUCACCUGAUGAGAGUAUACCAUGA